UUUUUUUCGACGGAAUUGCACUGUUCCAAAUGAUUGACCGCCAGUCGCCAAUCUCUUAUGGCGAAUUAUCCAAAUUGGAUCGACCUAUCGCUCAUCGAGGCAUUCGAUCGCGACCUUUGAAUGCAGUAGCAGAUCUGACAGCGACAUUAGACGACACUAGUGGUACAACGAAAGAUACGUUGGAUACCUAUCUAAAGGACUUGGAGGAUCGGAAAAAAGGUUUGAAAGAAACCUGGAAUAGUAGUGUGUAUCGAACCACGCACUCUACAGAUGCACAAGGCAAUUCAAUAGCCAGUGCCUUUGACACCAAUUUUGUGUUUCCUGUGGCCACAAACACCAAAUCUAAACAGAAUAGCGUACCGCGACGACGCGUGGAAUCGAUCAAAGACAAGGAAACGGAUACUACAUCCAAGCGAUUUUCAACGCCAUUGUUGGAUAUGCCCACGCCAACUCGCUUCGAAGUGGCAGAUCUUGAAUCAGACAUAAAUGCUGCACCUUAUCAGAGAAUUCAGGAAUGGCGAUCCGACACUGCAAAGAACGAUAUAAACGAACCUGUUCGAUGGGAGCUGAAGCAUUGGCAUUUACUCGAAUACUGGUACGGUAUCCUUGACCACAAUGUGGAUGAAGCAGCUCAAGCCUUUUAUGAGCAGGAAUCAUUAAUCGGCAAAGCUGAGGGUGGUAGCGAAUCAAUAACCAGGCACAGGUGGCCACUGUAAUGUAUCAGGUUUUGACUUAUUACGAAA
Umbelopsis ramanniana AG is the source of this 743-nucleotide messenger RNA. RefSeq lists its product as uncharacterized. NCBI's taxonomy places the organism in Eukaryota, Fungi, Mucoromycota, Umbelopsidomycetes, Umbelopsidales, Umbelopsidaceae. The coding region runs from base 30 to 716 and encodes 228 amino acids. The transcript is spliced from 2 exons. The record is from RefSeq and is a predicted model, not a curated record.